This is a messenger RNA of Loa loa (African eye worm), 495 nucleotides long. RefSeq lists its product as hypothetical. Bases 1 to 495 code for a protein of 164 amino acids. Lineage: Eukaryota; Metazoa; Nematoda; Chromadorea; Rhabditida; Onchocercidae. The record is from RefSeq and is a predicted model, not a curated record. The transcript is spliced from 3 exons.
AUGAAUGGUAAUUAUCCUCCGGAAUUGGCAUUGCAAAGGCUUUCUGAAUAUUUUUCACCGUUAGAACGAUUGAAGCUACAACAAUGCUGCAAGUAUUUUUAUACAAUUUAUGGUAAAUGGUUGGAUAUUUUGGCAUUAGAUAUCCGAAUUGUUGAGCUAAAUGAUGAUGAUAAUAAUGAACAAACGCUAUUUGCUCGAGAUAUUGCACAACAUUGCAAAAGUGCCAAAUUUACAUAUCGUAUAGAGCUUACGGAUACACGUGGUACUACGUAUAAUCUAAAAUUUAAUUCUGAUAAAUAUGCAAAUCGAGCGCUAAAAAUUAUGUUUUCUAGAUUACAGCAAUCAUUAACAACAUUAACAAUUCAUAAUGGAUGUUUAAGUGAAGAAUUUAGUAAUAUUUUAUCACAACUUCAUUCAAUUACAACAUUACGAAUGUGGAAUUCGGCUUGUUAUUUUGAUAAAAAAAAGUUUGCUUUUUUAUUAAAGCCCAAUUAA